AUGGCUCCCAACUUACCACCUUUCGCAAACACUCCCAUUGACGAUAUUCCCAAGAUUGUGGAGGAAGUGCGCUCGACCUUCUUUACCCAGAAGACGAAACCUAUCGAAUUUAGGCUGAGGCAGCUGCGAAAGCUCUACUGGGGGAUUGUUGAUCAUGAAGCCGAAAUCAUCGAAGCCUGCAAAAAAGACCUGGGAAAGAGCGUCUACGAGACUCAACUCUCAGAGAUUAAAUGGGUCGAAAACGAUAUCAUCUUCGUCAAUAAGAAUCUAGAGAAGUGGGCAAAGGUUGAGAAGCCCGAAGACAUCCCCUUAACGAACUACUUUAUGCGCCCAAGAAUACGGAAAGAUCCGUUGGGCUGUGUUCUGAUCAUCGGAACCUUCAAUUUCCCUAUCAAUCUCACUUUCGGUCCGCUGGUUGGCGCCAUCGCAGGCGGUAAUACUGCGAUCGUGAAACCUUCGGAACAAGCUCCGGCAAGUGCGGCGGUCAUGCAAAAGAUUCUUGCUGUCUCAGUUGAUCCAUCCUGCUAUAGAGUGAUCAACGGUGGUAUUCCAGAGACUCAAGCUUUGCUCGCCGAAAAAUGGGACAAGAUCUUUUUCACAGGAUCAGCCAAUGUGGGCAAGAUAAUAGCCAAAGCUGCUGCGCCGACCUUGACACCGGUCACUCUAGAGCUUGGAGGUCGAAAUCCAGCAAUCGUAACCAAGAAGGCAGAUAUCCAUCUUGCGGCACGACGACUACUGUGGGGCAAGAUCUUCAAUGCUGGUCAAGUGUGCAUCAGUCAAAACUACAUCCUCGUUGAUAAGGACGUAGUUCCCACGUUGGUGGCAGAGCUGAAAUCGGCGAUGGCUGACUUCUUCCCGAAUGGAGCCAAGGAAUCACCAGAUUAUGGACGUAUUGCCAGCAAUCAGCAAUUUUCUCGCAUCAAGAAGAUGCUUGACAACACGUCCGGCAAGAUUGUGAUAGGAGGCACCAUGGAUGCAGAGCAAAGGUUCAUUGAGCCAACAGUGAUUGAGGUCUCUGAUCCAUCGGAUUCACUUCUUACUGAAGAAUCAUUUGGCCCCCUAAUACCGAUCAUGCCAGUUGAGAAUCUAGACGAGGCAAUCAGAAUUGCAAACUCUGUGCACGCCACCCCUCUUGGUUUGUAUCCAUUUGGGUCGAAGGACGAGGUUGAGAAAAUCCUAACAGAGGUACGGUCAGGCGGUGCAAGCGUCAACGAUGCCUGGACCCAUGGUGUCAUACCGACACUAGCGUUUGGUGGCGUGGGCGACAGUGGCUCGGGAUCUUAUCGCGGAAGAGCGUCUUUUGAUUGCUUUGUUCAUAGGAGGUCAGUGACCACAACGCCGCGAUGGAUGGAGAAGUUGCUCGCGGUGAGAUAUCCACCAUACGAGGGAAAGUACGAGCAGUAUGCGAAAAUGAGCGUAUCAAAACCCAAUUUUGAUAGAGAGGGCAACAUAAAGUUCGGGUUCAUCAGGUAUAUCCUUACCCUGGGGAGUGGUAGCGCAAAACGGGGUAUCUUAAGAGCUGCUGCACUAGCUGUGCUUGCUGUGGCUCUUCAGAUUGCGCUGGGCAGAACGGCCAGAGCAUGA
Molecule: messenger RNA, 1584 nt
Organism: Endocarpon pusillum Z07020
Lineage: Eukaryota; Fungi; Ascomycota; Eurotiomycetes; Verrucariales; Verrucariaceae
Exons: 2
Coding region: 1-1584 (527 amino acids)
Biological process (GO): aldehyde metabolic process
Cellular component (GO): cytoplasm
Molecular function (GO): aldehyde dehydrogenase (NAD+) activity
Source: RefSeq, a predicted model, not a curated record